This is a messenger RNA of Myiozetetes cayanensis, 3864 nucleotides long. RefSeq names its product mannosidase alpha class 2C member 1 (gene MAN2C1). The coding region runs from base 627 to 3410 and encodes 927 amino acids. The transcript is spliced from 26 exons. Lineage: Eukaryota; Metazoa; Chordata; Aves; Passeriformes; Tyrannidae. The record is from RefSeq and is a predicted model, not a curated record. Gene Ontology annotation, biological process: mannose metabolic process; oligosaccharide catabolic process. Gene Ontology annotation, molecular function: carbohydrate binding; alpha-mannosidase activity.
UGCAACCUGCGGGGCAGGCUUUUUGGGGAUCGCUGUCCGCCGGCAUCGCUCUCCUGCUUCCAGACUCCGCGGCGCAUCUCUUACGAUGAGGCUGUUUUGGGGCAAUUCAGGCCGGCUGAAGUGGGGGAGUCCUUCGGGCCCACGUGAGUACAGGAUUUCGGUGGUGCUGUGACCGGGGUGGGGUUGGAGCUCACGUCUCAGGCGUGUGUGAGUCCUCACGGGCUCUUAAAUGCUGAGGAAAGGAGAUGAUGAUCUCCUUCCCCCUGAGUGCUGGAAGGCGUCUGCCCAGAAGACCUUGGGGAGAUUUCAUGAGGAAACAGCCCAAGUUGUGUCAGUUUCCCAGGAGAGUGAAGAGCCCGGUUCGUGGAUCCUUUCUGCUGAGAGCUGGUUGUGAUCAUGGUUGUGUCCCUGAUGCUUAGGUGGGGGAUGUUUGCUUUGUCAAGUUUGGGAGAAGAUUUUUAUCCCAGCAUUGGUCAGACAAGAUGCCACUGGCUGUUUCUCUGGGGUCCCAGAGGGGCAUGGAUUAAAUCAGGUGGGAGACAUGCUGGUUUAAGGUGGAGCUGAGCAUCCCCCUGGCAUGGGCAGGGCGGGAAGUGCACUUCGUCUGGGAGAGCGAUGGGGAGGGCAUGGUAUGGCGAGAUGCCCAGCCUGUCCAGGGUUUGACUAAGGAAGGUGAGAAGACCAGCUACAUCCUGACAAACAGCCUGAAAGAGUCAGAGCCCCACAGCCUGACCCUGUACGUGGAGCUGGCCUGCAAUGGGCUCUUUGGAGCUGGCAAGGGCAGCAUGAUUGCCCCUCCCGACCCAGACAGGAGGGUCACCCUGAACAAGGCUGAGCUGGUCGUCUUCAACAGAGAUGUCUACGAACUGCUGGUAGAUAUGGAAAUACUGCUGGACAUGGCCCGGCUUCUCGGGGAGGAAAACCAGAGGAGUUUCCAGGCACUGUACACUGCCAACCAGAUGGUCAAUGUGUGUGAUGUUAUGGACCCCUCCACCUUCCCUGCUGCCCGUGACCUGGCUGCUGCCAUCUUUAGCCAGAAGAACGGCGAGAGCCAGCACACCAUCCAUGCCAUGGGGCACUGCCACAUUGACUCUGCCUGGCUGUGGCCAUAUGAGGAGACCAUCCGUAAGUGUGCUCGGAGCUGGGUCACUGUGAUCCGUCUGAUGGAGCGCAAUCCGGAGCUCACCUUUGCCUGCUCCCAGGCGCAGCAGUUUGAGUGGGUGCGGAGCUGGUACCCUGGGCUCUAUGCACAGAUUCAGGACUUCGUGGCCAAGGGGCAGUUUAUUCCUGUUGGAGGCACCUGGGUGGAAAUGGACGGGAACCUGCCCAGUGGGGAGUCCAUGGUGCGGCAGUUCCUCCAGGGACAGCAGUUCUUCCAGGAGCAGUUUGGCCGAAUCUGCUCAGAGUUCUGGCUGCCGGAUACAUUUGGAUACUCAGCCCAGCUGCCCCAGCUGAUGCGUGGCUGUGGGAUUCAGCGGUUCCUCACACAGAAGCUCAGCUGGAACCUUGUGAAUACCUUCCCGCAUCACACCUUCUUCUGGGAGGGCAUUGACGGUUCCCGAGUCCUGACCCAUUUCCCUCCUGGUGACUCCUAUGGGAUGCAUGGGCUUGUGGAGGAGGUGCUGAAGACAGUGAAGAACAACAAGGACAAAGGAUAUGUGAACCACAGCGCAUUCCUCUUCGGCUUUGGAGAUGGAGGAGGGGGCCCCACACAGAAGAUGCUGGAUAGGAUGAAGAGAAUGAGUGACACAGAUGGGCUGCCAAGGGUGCAGAUCUCAACUCCUGACCAACUCUUUUCUGUCCUGGAGAAGGAGUCAUCGCAGCUGUGCACCUGGGUGGGAGAGCUCUUCCUCGAGCUGCACAAUGGCACGUACACCACCCAGGCCCAGAUAAAGAAGGGGAAUCGAGAGUGUGAGCGGAUCCUCCAUGACGUCGAAGUGCUCAGCGCCUUGGCUGUGGCACGGGACAGUGUGUUCCAGUACCCUGCCAGCCAGCUGCAGUGGCUCUGGAGGUUAUUGCUACUCAACCAAUUCCACGAUGUCCUGCCAGGCAGCUGUAUCCAGCUCGUGGUUGAGGAUGCCCUGCAAUACUACACAGAGAUCCGCAGGAUUGGUGCUGGGCUGCAGGAGGAGGCUGUGCAGUCCCUGUGCAGGGAUCUGCUGCAGCCCAAGGAAGGGAGCACUGAAAGCACCCUUGUGUUGAACACUUUGCCCUGGGAACGCACCGAGGUGAUCUUCAGGCCUGGGCCAGAUGGAACAGAGACUUUGGCUCUCGUGACAGUCCCCAGCAUGGGUUAUGCUCUAGUGAGGGAGCCAUUGCUGCCCUCUCAGCCUGUGUCAGUGAGGAAGCAGGAGGAUGGCUCCAUUACCAUGGAGAAUGGGGUGAUUACUGUCUGCCUGGACAGGAUGGGGCACCUGACCUCACUUCGGCUGCUGGACUCCGAGAGAGAGUCAGUCCCAGAUGGCUGCUAUGCCAACCAGUUUGCACUCUUUGAUGAUGUUCCCCUCUACUGGGAUGCCUGGGAUGUGAUGGAUUAUCACUUGGAAACCAGGAAGCCAGUGACCACGCUGCUGAAGCCUCUGGAAGUCACCCUGGCUGGGGGCCUGCGGGGAAGUGUGAGGUUCUCCCUGCAGGUCGGGAAAAGCAGCACCUUAACCCAGGAGAUCAUCCUGGAUGCCACGUGUCCAUACCUCCGCUUCCUGACCCAGGUUGAGUGGAAGGAGGCUCACAAGUUCCUGAAGGUGGAGUUCCCUGUGCAGGUCCGGAGCACAAACGCCACCUACGAGAUCCAGUUUGGGCACGUGCAGCGGCCAACACACUGGAACACGUCCUGGGACUGGGCUCGGUUCGAGGUGUGGGCUCACAAGUGGAUGGAUCUCUCUGAGCACGGCUUCGGGGUGGCUCUGCUGAACGACUGCAAAUACGGGGCAUCAGCCCACAGGAACAUCCUCAGCCUCUCUCUGCUGAGAGCACCCAAGUCCCCUGAUGCCACAGCAGACAUUGGGCACCACCAGUUCACCUACGCCGUGAUGCCCCACCGGGGUUCCUUCCAGGAGGCUGGUGUGAUUCAACGCGCCUACAACUUGAACUUCCCCCUCCACGCGGUCCCAGCCAGCUCUGCACAGUGCCCAGCCUGGAGUGCCUUUUCUGUCAGCUCACCUGCCAUCGUGCUGGAGACUGUCAAGCAGGCUGAGGGCAGACCUGAAGCCGUGGUGGUUCGGCUCUACGAGGCGUAUGGCAGCACGGUCACUGCCUGGCUCCAGACCUCCCUCUCCAUUAAGGAGGCGAUGCUCUGCGACCUCCUGGAGCGGCCAGCUGCACAGGGCUGCCUGCCGCUGGGACAGCAGGGCUUGAGGCUCUCCUUCACACCCUUCUGCGUGCUCUCUGUCCUCUUGGUCUUGAGCCAGUGACACCAUCCACCGCUCUGGCUGAUGCUGCAGCAACCUGGACCAACACUGUGAGCUCAAAUCACAGCCUGGGCCUCCCUCGAUCCCAAGAGCUGUACAACACAGCAGUUCCAGAGCAGGGCAGUCUCCCCAUGUCCCGCACCCAGCCCUUGGAGAGCAGUGCUUGAGAACCACCACAUUCCUCAGGGAAAGGAGGACAGUUGACCACAACCCAACCAGGGCUUGAGUGCUGAGCUCUCUGUAGUGUGGAUAAGGGUGUGGACAGCCUGGUAGCCCUGUAUAGGCUCUGCUCCAGCCCCAGGAGCAGCAGCUUCCACAGUGGCUCCUAUGCCUCAGCUUUCAUUUUGUCUAGCAGUGACUAUAAAAAACACACUCUACUCCUUCCCCCCUCCCUCUGCCUGCCCCUUGCACUGCCCUUGCAGAUGGAGAACACAAAUAAACAUGAAAAUUCCAUCAA